Molecule: messenger RNA, 567 nt
Organism: Guillardia theta CCMP2712
Lineage: Eukaryota; Cryptophyceae; Pyrenomonadales; Geminigeraceae
Exons: 4
Coding region: 1-567 (188 amino acids)
Source: RefSeq, a predicted model, not a curated record
AUGGAGAGCAGACUGACGCAAGACCCUCCCUUGGAGAAUAUCCCCUACCGAGGUGAUGGAGGGAUUACGGCAAAGGAAUGUUGCUCGGUCCAGUUCUCUGGAGCACAAGGGAGGCAGGAGAAGAUCUCUCUCAGGUACAGCGAUGAUGGUUUGAUGUUGGUCUUUCCUCUGGAAGGGAGAGAAGCUUCAAGACAGCGAGGGAAAGAUGAGACAAGAAUGCACGGAAAGGCCACAUGCGCAUCUGUGAAUAAGAAGGAGACGAUGGAGAAGAAACUGGUCAAGAAGAGCGUUGCUAGGUCGUCGGCUGCAAGCAAAGGAAAGACAGAUUCUGAAACAAGAGUACGAAGCUGUUUGAAACCUGAGGUUAAGAGUAGAAUUGACAAGGGCAAACAGUCAUGGAAGAAACUCAAGCCGGCAGACAUCCAGACACACAGCGAUCAGAACUACACCCUGCUGCUACACAAACAGGUCCAAACUCUCCCACUCAAGCACAGAGACGACGAGUAUUGCCAGGUCCAACAACACCAGAAAGUCUCAAGUACUCGAGCUCCGUCUCCUCUCCAGUAG